UUCUCUCUCUCUCUUCUAAAGUCAGAAGUUUUUGGCUAUGGCGCUGGAGUCUUCCAGGAUCACAGUAACCAACAUUUGCUUGGUUUCUCCAAGUUACAGCCCGGAGAAUGUCGAUCUGUUGGAGAGGAAGAAGCAAAUGCGUCUCUGUGCUGCUUCUCAUAUGAUUUGGUUCGUGCCUUACAGGACUCGCCUUCUCUUCUUCCGAAAGCCUCCUCCCCAUCUCUCCUUCGAGGCCAUUGUAGCAAAUCUCAAGAGUUCUCUUGCCAAGGCGCUGGUGGAGUUUUAUCCCCUGGCAGGGAGAUUGCUUGUGAGUGACAGCGAGAAUGGACUCCGGAUGGAUGUGGUUUGCAAUGACAAAGGCGUGCUCUUCAUUGAAGCCAGUGCUACUGGAGUUACUGUUGAGGAGCUCGCAAAGGAUGAAGUGAGUGGUCAUUUCGAGGGGAUUCCAGCAAAACUAGUGGAAGAUCUGGCACAAUGUGGAGACUACGAUAUAUCGACAAUUCCAUGGUCCUUCGAUGCUCCUCUGUUCAUCAUCCAGGUGACAGAGCUUUCUUGUGGAGGCAUUUGCAUCUCCGUCAAGUUCAAUCACCAGCUUUUAGAUGGAGCUGGGACCUGGAACUUUGUCAAGUCAUGGGCCGAGGUCUGUUGUGGUAAAUCUAUGUCACUCAAGCCCGUGGUCGUGGAAACUCCACCAUGCAUUGCGGUCUCGGACGAUCAUCCCACAGAUUUUGAGCUUCCAGCAGGAUUUGAAAGGGUCUGCAACGCGGAUUUACUGAAAUUAAGCACCAAGUCAACAUCGCAGUCCGCGGAGUAUGACAUGAAGUGCUUUGCAUUCAAGAAGGAGAUGAUCCAAAAGAUGAAGCUCGAGAAUCCAGGGUUCAGCUCGUUCCAGCUUCUCACGAGUUUCAUAUGGUCCAGAGUUAACGCUGCGAGAGAUCUCAAGGAUGACGAAACCACUACUGUUGUAUUCGCGGCGAACUGUAGAGGACGGAUCAAGACUGUGCCGAAGGGAUUCGUAGGAAUGGCCGUGGUGUAUGAUCACGUUUCCACCAAAGUCUCGAGCCUACGAGCUGAGGGAAAUGAGCUGAGAAACGGGGCGGAUCUUCUCAAGAAAAAGAUCGGUGAUUUGCUCACGGAGGAAGGCGUGGGUCUCUACUCAAAGGUUGUGAGCAGUGGCGACAGGGGCUUCACCGCUUUUCCUCAAUCUAAGAGGGAAACAGCAUUGAUCGUUGGAAGUUCGUUCUACUUCCCGGUUUUCGAGGACUUUGGAUUUGGAAAGGCGGUUGGAAUGACGCUGGUUCGUCCUUCUGAGGAUGGCAGGCUAUACUAUUUCCCAGGGAAGGAGGAAGGUGAUGUGGUAGCAUAUAUUGGGCUCACAAGUCACGCGAUGAGAAAGCUUAGUUUUCCACAGGUUUGAAACAAUAUAAAGUUGUCUCUUUGCCCUUCACCGCGGGACGGCAUGGAAAUCAAGGCGAGGAUCUUCGAGA
Molecule: messenger RNA, 1487 nt
Organism: Selaginella moellendorffii
Lineage: Eukaryota; Viridiplantae; Streptophyta; Lycopodiopsida; Selaginellales; Selaginellaceae
Product: BAHD acyltransferase DCR
Exons: 2
Coding region: 38-1417 (459 amino acids)
Source: RefSeq, a predicted model, not a curated record